GUUGGAGGAAAGGUGGUCAUUUUUUUGUUCUUAUUUUAUUCCUUAUAGGUCUCUGCUGCAUUCACAUUGAUGAAAUAUAGAUUUUGAUAUGGAUAUUUGGUCAAAUCUUUGGCGUAAAGUUAUAAUUUCCCGCUGCCCGGAAUACAACAUCCGAAUGAAAUAACCAACAGUCGAAUAACCAACGGCCGAAUCUAAGCCUAGACAGACGUCCCUUGCUGUAUGUAUGGUUGAAGUUUUGGCUUGUUAGCUAGCCAUGUCUCGCUUUACCAGUGCCUUCAUUGCAUCCCCUUAUAGGAGUGAUCAGGCGCCAAAACCAACUGAUAAGAGGUGGAGUAGGCCUCCAGAGGGCCCUGUUGUACCCCAGGAUGUGGAGAGGGGGCUGGGGCCAUGGAGUAAAGACCAGGGGCCACCCAGCUCAGACCCCCCUCUCCCCCCUCAGCUGUGGGGACCCAAACGGCAGCUAGGCCAGUCCAGCCCUGGACCCAGGGUUCCCAUGGAUACUGCGACUAGGUACAGGAUGACCAGCAGACAGCAGACAGGAACAGCUAUCCUGGUGCGUGGUUGUCGCAGGCAGAGUCCGCUCCCUCUACAGGGUACAGCUGUAGGGAGACUGGGGCUGUCAGAGGAGGAGGCCAAGGAGCAGAUGGAGAACGACACAGUGGAGUUGGUGAGACAGCUGGUUACCAUGCCGUCCAGAGACAGAGUCAAAGCUGUACGAGGUCUUCCUGUAAGUCUGGGGGAGCGCAGAGACAUCAGGUGCCGUGUCUUAGCAGGGAAGUUCUCCAGGAGGAGUCUAGAGAGAACGAGCUGCACUGACUGUUGGGAGCAGAUCUCACUGUCUGUUCGUAGGUGCAGCAGUGUGGUGUUUCUCAGACAGUCUCUCUCUCUGUGGCGCGGUUCUCUGAGGGAGAUCAGUGGAAGGUUUGGUUCUGCUGUCCUCUGCUACUUCCUGUUUCUAAGAUGGCUGCUCCUCUUCAACCUCCUCUCCUCCCUCCUCAACCUCUCCUUCAUCACAUUGCCAUGGGCGCUGCUUGGCACCGACACUCAGGGCGCCGGGGCAACUGCCGGGUUCAGGGGACUGGAGCUCCUCACUGGAGUGGGGUGGUUCAAUGUGUCCAUGCUGUACUAUGGUGUCUACAGCAGUGACAGUGUGCUGAGUGGAGGCCAGUCUAGUUAUAACAUCCAGCUAGCUUACCUCUUUACCAUCACCUCCUACAUGCUGCUGUGUGGAGCCUCAGUCAUAUACAGCAUGGCAGGGUGUCUCCAGACUGGUGUUGUGGCGUCAGGUGGAGCAGCUCAGAGACCUGGCUCUCUGUCUGGAAGAGGAGAUGACUACUGGAGACUGUUGUGUAGCUGGGACUUCUCUCUGCUACAUCACGCGGAUAUACACACACACAGGACCAACCUGUUAGUACAGCUAAAGGAGUCUCUAAGGGAGAGCAGAGUGGAGAGAGAGCUGUCUGUGUCAGACAAGAUGAGGGCCUGUCUGGUCCGUCUGGCUGUCUGGCUUCUGUCUGUCUGUCUGGCUACUGGGGCCUGUGUGGCUGUCUACUACCUCUGUCAACACAACCUGCAGUGUGUGGUAGCGUCCCCCAGUCCAGAGGAUGUCUUGACAGAGGCGUGGUCUCUGCUGCUGCCUGUAGCAGUGUGUGUCCUCAACACCUUCAUAUCACUACUCUACACACACACACACAGACUGGAGCGCUACGAUAGCCCACGUACACGCGUCUACGUCACGGUGCUCAGGAAUGCUAUGCUGAAGGUGUCUAUCCUAGCAGUGUUGUGUUACUACUGGUUAGCGCUGGUCCCCAGCAACGUCCCGUGCUGGGAGUCGUAUGUUGGUCAGGAUGUGUACCGGCUGGUCAUAGUGGACUUCCUCUUCUGUCUGCUGGGAUCCUUCUGUGGAGAAUACCUCUACAAUGUGAUCGCCACCAGGUGUGUUGUGAAGCCGGCAGAAUUUGACGUGGCCAGGAACGUUCUAGAUCUGAUCAACGCUCAAACCCUGGCCUGGAUAGGGGUGUACUUCUCUCCUCUCCUCCCUGUCGUUCAGCUCAUCAAACUCUUCCUAAUCUUCCACCUAAAGAAGACCAGUAUAAGGAGCUGCCAUCCUCCCAGCUCCUGGAGUAGGGUGGGUCAGAUGCAGACCCUCUUCAUCUCCCUCCUCUUCCUCCCCUGUUACCUUGGGACUCUGGCCCUGCUGGCAUACACACUCUGGAGUCUCCCUCCCUCUAGUGUGUGUGGUUCGUUCCAGGGCCAGGGCUGGGUGAUGCAGACUGUAGACCAGUGGAUAGACACACACUAACCCUACCUGUCAUGUCUCUGUCCCCAGUCUCCCUCCCUCUAGUGUGUGUGGUCCGUUCCAGGGCCAGGGCUGGGUGAUGCAGACUGUAGACCAGUGGAUAGCCUCCCUUCCGGCCUCUCAACCCCACUCUGCCUGGCUGGCAUGGAUCAUCAACGUUAUACUACACAGUCAAGUCUUCUACUGCCUCCUAACACUCAUAGUACUGGUGGUGAUGUACUGCCUGUGGCAGGUGACUCAGGGUCGUAAACGUCUCAUCAUGUCUCUACGGGAACAGAUAGUCAACGAGGGGAAGGACAAGGCCUUUCUCCUCAGGAAGGUACAGCAUCUACAGAGACAGGGAGCAGGCAGAUCUAGACCACAGGUGCACUUCGAGGAGGAGAGACCCACCAGGCCAGAGUCAGGGCAGCUUAGAGAAGAGGCACGUCCUCCUCCCUCCUUCCAACACCCCCCCAUGGAGGCCCCCUCCUUGUUCACCCGGCCUCCCUGGGACAGCUCCCCCAGGCUAGGUAGAGGCCAGCCCCCCAGCCCCCGUGGUGGAGCCAGCCCCAGAGGCAGCCCUGGUCGCGACCGGACCCCAGCCAGCAGGCAGGCGUGCUGGGUAGAGGAGGAGCGACCAGCCCCUCCCCCUCCAGAUCCACUGUGGCCAGUCAGGGGUAGAGGAUGGCUUCAGGGAAGGCCCCACAGGGGGCUCAGAUUGGAGCCGCUGCCUGCCCGCGAGGUACCCGUCCUGCCUGGGUCGGUGCCUGAGAGCGCCCCCCCUCCCCCACGGAGACCUGGGUCCAGCAGAGCAGAGAUGAACCAGGGACAACAUCAGUCCUAGCUAGACUCAGAGAGAGGAUAGGAGCCCACAUCAACUGUAGGGCUCAGACAUGGUCUGCCUCCAAAACGCCACCCUAUUCCAUAGGGCCCUGGUCAAAAGUAGUCCACUAUGUAGGGAAUAGUGUGUUUUCCCAGAAGAAGAUUUAAUUGCUAGUUAGUUGAGAUAAAGGGAGUUGUUAUAUUGUGUGUUGUCUUUUUGAUGAAUAUAACAAAGGUUUAAGUGCUAGUUAGUUAGUUGUGAUAAAGGUAGGUGAUCUUUAUGUUGAGUUAUGUUGAUAUGUUGGCAGGGUGUUGAUUAUUUUUGUUAUUCUAAUAUUUUAUAAGUCUUGUUCUGUAUCAGUUGAUUUUGAAUGAAAUUCUUUCUCAUCUGUAAAUAACAUGUUUGAGUCAGUCAGUCAGUCAGUGGCCGUGUCUGAAAUCUGGCUUGCCUACUACCAGGGUAGUAUUGCUGCUGGAGCUCAGAGGACUGGCUGGUAAAACUAUUUCUGGAAAAUGUAUUCUGAUCAAUUCUGAAUAAAUUAUAUUUAAAUACCACUAAAAUUCCAUGAAAAAUGAUAGAAUGACAAACCAAAUAAAUAUGUAGGCUACAGCAGCCUACAGGAAGGUAAAUGGUGGUUUCUUCCUGUAUUCUCUCUGGUGGUGGAUAGAAUGAUGAAGACCUAUAGGAUACAGCAGCCUACAGGAAGGUAAAUGGUGGUUUCUAACCUGUCUUCUCUGGUGGUGGAUAGAAUGAUGAAGACCUAUAGGAUACAGCAGUCUACAGGAAGGUAAAUGGUGGUUUCUAACCUGUCUUCUCUGGUGGUGGAUAGAAUGAUGAAGACCUAUAGGAUACAGCAGUCUACAGGAAGGUAAAUGGUGGUUUCUUCCUGUCUUCUCUGGUGGUGGAUAGAAUGAUGAAGACCUAUAGGAUACAGCAGUCUACAGGAAGGUAAAUGGUGGUUUCUUCCUGUCUUCUCUGGCGGUGGAUAGAAUGAUGAAGACCUAUAGGAUACAGCAGCCUACAGGAAGGUAAAUGGUGGUUUCUUCGUGUCUUCUCGCUGGUGGUGGAUAGAAUGAUGAAGACCU
This is a messenger RNA of Salvelinus fontinalis (brook trout), 4186 nucleotides long. RefSeq names its product transmembrane channel-like protein 5. The record is from RefSeq and is a predicted model, not a curated record. Gene Ontology annotation, molecular function: mechanosensitive monoatomic ion channel activity. The transcript has 21 exons. The coding region runs from base 254 to 2302 and encodes 682 amino acids. Gene Ontology annotation, cellular component: plasma membrane. NCBI's taxonomy places the organism in Eukaryota, Metazoa, Chordata, Actinopteri, Salmoniformes, Salmonidae.